Messenger RNA from Formica exsecta, 1917 nucleotides. RefSeq names its product ras-related and estrogen-regulated growth inhibitor-like. Gene Ontology annotation, molecular function: GTP binding; GTPase activity. The coding region runs from base 644 to 1294 and encodes 216 amino acids. The transcript has 6 exons. The record is from RefSeq and is a predicted model, not a curated record. Lineage: Eukaryota; Metazoa; Arthropoda; Insecta; Hymenoptera; Formicidae.
AAUGCUUUAACAAUUAAUAGAAGAGCACUUGAUUUCGCUCGCGCACAAAGUCGAUUUAUUACUCGCAGAUUUAUUAAUUGUUUGUAUACAAUAGAUUAACGACAUGUUAUUAUUAAAUAGAGAUCCCUGGUAAGUCACUAAACUUUAAUAAACUCGAUUAUGAACGGUGUCGAGUCUACAUCACUGACGCGAGAUUACAUGAAAAUUUCGUAACAAACCACACUAUCGCAAUCACGUACCCGAUAUUCGUAACCCCGGUACAUUGUUAGACAGUCGAAGAGAAAUUCUUAAGAUUCCACGGGACAUGUGCGUGCAAACCGUUCUAUUAAUGUACCCGUCACAUCUUACCUUCUCUUCCUUGCGUUCCUGGCUCUAUCUUUCUCUCUCCCUUUCUACAUCUCUCUACUAGCGUUCUUUGCCGCUCCCUUCCUCUUCCGAAGUGUAUAGCACGACUUAUUCAAACACGCGCCCAAAGAGAAACAAGCGGCGGAUGCCACGAAGUGCUGUAAAAAUCUUCGCUUUUUUUUAUUGCGCUAUAGAGGAAAUGGAACAUUCGGUAAAUGGACCGUGUCUCGAUAACUCAAAACAACGGAGCGUUAGUUCCGCGCGAUGAAGUUUCACAAUAAUAACAAAUGCUCAUAGUAUGACGUCAAAUGCAAUUAGAGGCAUCAGAAGGAAGAAGAGUUCGCUGUGCGAAGUCAAAGUGGCUGUGAUAGGAGCACCAGGAGUUGGCAAAAGCGCACUGACAGUAAGAUUUUUGACGAGAAGAUACAUCGGGGAAUACGAUCAUCAAUCAGAAACUAGAUACAAGCAUGAGGUACUAGUCGAUGGCGAACCUAUUCUUUUUGAGAUUUUAGAUACAUGCCCAAAGAGUGAGGAUGAAUUGCCAUCAAUGGAAACUUUGCAAUGGGCCGACGGUUUGCUGCUGGUUUAUUCGAUAACAGAUAGAAACUCUUUUAAUUUUGUUAGAAAGGCAAAAGAAGCUCUAGCGGUGGCUGAUCCUGAAGCUGCAAUGCCUCUUGCUCUUGUUGGAAAUAAGGCUGACAUGGUUCAUUUACGACAAGUCAGUGGUGAAGAAGGAGAAAUAUUAGCGAAGGAUUUUGAAUGUUGGUUUAGUGAAAUAACUGCUGCUGAGCAGGUUGCUCAAGUCGCGGAAUCUUUUCACGAAUUAUGCAGAGAAGUUCUCGCAGCUAGAAGAAGAAAUAAACAAUCUUUGCUGGACAGAAUGCUUGGUAGUAAAGCAACGCGUGCUUAUUCGCGAGGAAAAAGUGACUCUGCUCUACCGAAAGAAUAAGAUCGUUGUUCCAAAUAUUUGCAUAUUGCAAAUAUAAGGAAAUGAAUGUCCUAUGACGAAAGAUCAAUACAACUGUGUUUUUAAAAAAUUGAAAAGUAUGAAAAACAGGACAAUUCAAAAUUAUAAUUUUGUUAUAUAAUGAAUAAAAAAGAUAAAACUACAAAUGCCAAAGAAAAUAUCAUAGUUUCGAAUUUGUACAGUAAUAAGAUUUAUAUGUGUAUUGAGUAACGUUUAGAAUGUACAAAUCUUUAUAAAUAAUAUUUUUACAAUAGAAAAAAUAUCUAAAGCUCAACUAAAAUUAAAAUUACUGAAAUGUGCUGAAGAAAUCUAGAAGUUAAAAAAAGUUUAGAAAAAGUUUAAAAAAAGCAUAAUACACAAAACAGUCAACAGUUUCUAAUUUUUAUAAUUCUUAUAUUAUACAAAAUAGUAAUAUAUUUUGUAAUUUUUUUAUCGCAUUAGCAAAUGAAACAAGUAUUGCAUCUAAAGAAAGGCUGAUUGUGUGUGACCAAUAUAAAUAGUAUAUAAAUUUAUUAUAUAAAUGUUGAGAUUCUUAUAAUAUUCUAUAUUUAUUUUGUACUUAUAAUAAGAGAUAUCAUGUGACAAUAAAAAUGUUUUACUUAUUU